Arctia plantaginis is the source of this 834-nucleotide messenger RNA. Lineage: Eukaryota; Metazoa; Arthropoda; Insecta; Lepidoptera; Erebidae. The record is from the annotation of a GenBank genome assembly.
AUGGAGCAUAGACUAGUGAAUUUAUGUACUAUGUUGGCGAAACCUAAGGAAACGGUGUCUGACGCUGAACAAAUCUCCAGAUUGCGAGCUUCACAAUCUCCCAUAGCCAUCUCAUUAAGUCGCUGUCCAAAAUGGUCAUCAUUAGAUCCGCUACAGUUCAAGGGCUACUGGGACAACGAGGUUAUGGGUAUUCUUUUGAACAAUGGAUCAACAGCAUACUUUACAUUUGAAUCUGAAGUAAAACCGAUACUGCGCGGCGGACCUCUACUCGGCGAGUAUAUCUUCGAACAGAUGCAUUUCCACUGGUCAGUCGACAACUUCUCCGGGUGUGAACACUUAUUAGAUGGACAAGGGUAUGCUGCAGAAUGCCACUUCGUCCAUUACAACAGUAAAUACGAAUCAAUGGAAGCAGCCGUAGGUCAUUCAGAUGGUCUUGCUGUAGUGGGUUUUCUUUUAGAAGCAGUCGAUGCACCAAACCCAAGAUUUGACAAACUGGUUCAAGGGCUAGAAGUUAUUAAAAAGAGCGAACAUUCUGUAAGAGUAACAUCAGAAUCCCUUGCGUGGAUGGAGAGCGAUGAUCUACAAGAAGGCAAUUACGUCACAUACAAAGGGUCGUUAACCACACCACCGUACACCGAAUGCGUUACUUGGAUUAUAUAUGAGAAGCCUAUUCAAGUAGGGAAUGAGCAGCUCGGAUUGCUGAGAGAACUGCAGGGCCCAGACAGUAUUCCUAUCGAGCGUAACGUAAGGCCGACACAGAGGCACCCCCCUGGUCAUUCCGUGAUAUACGUGAAACAAGUCCACGAGGCUAAAAACCUGAAGUCGAAGCUUUGA